AUGGCGAAAUCUUUUUAUCUUACUACUCCGAUUUUUUAUCCUAAUGACCGCUUACAUUUAGGGCAUGCUUACACUAUGGUGGUAGCGGAUGUUAUUGUUCGCUACAAAAAAAGCCAAGGUUAUCAAGUUUAUCUCCAAACUGGUAGCGACGACCACGGAGAAAAAAUUGCUAAAAGAGCCGCCGCUCUAAAUAUUUCCCCAGCCGAGUUACACCAAGAAAAAGUGCAAAAAGUCUUUACCAAGUUGCUAGAACAAGAUGACAUUUAUUUGGGAAAAUAUCAAGGUAAUUACUGCGUUACUUGUGAGGAUUACGUUAGUCUGAGCCAAAGUCAAAAUAAUUUUUGCUCAGCUUGUCAAACUAGUUUAAAAACUAUCGAAGAAAAAGCCUAUUUUUUACGAAUUGGCAAUCCGCUCACGAUUAAAAACGAGUUGCUGGCUAAUUUUCUGCAAAAACCUUUGCCGGAUUUGUGUAUUACUCGUAGUGAUGCCUUACUUAAUUAUCUUAACUCCCCAGUCGGAGAGUAUUUUUUCUUCCCGACCGCACCUGCUGAUAGUAAAGUUAAGGAGUUUGCUUUGUUCCCGGGAGGAAAAAUAGAACCGAACGAAACACCGGAAGCUGCUGCCAAAAGAGAAAUAUUGGAAGAAACUAAUUUAACAAUUACAGAUUUAGAAAGAAUUGGUUAUUUUUAUCAAACCCAAAAAUAUUCUGGCUCGGUAACAAUCAAAGCCCAAGAGAAAGAAGCAAUAGAAAAAAUUAAAUUUUUGACCAUCCCAGAAAUACAAGCAAUUAUUAAGCAAAAACCUGAUAGGGGUGUGGAGUAUGUAGUAGAAAAAUUAACCGGUGCUGAAAAAAGAAAAAAAUCUUGGGAAAUUGUGCAAAUAAUCGGCAAAGAUAUUGCUCGCUUCCAUGGUAAUGUUAUCGACCCUUUGGAAUUACUAAAAAAGUAUCCGGCUGACUUACUAAGAGCCUAUUUAGUUGCUAAAAUCAACCUUUUGCAAGACGGGGUUUGUUCGGAAAAUUUACUAAACGACUUUUAUCAGCAUUUUUUAGUAAACAAUCUUAGUAAUUUAGUGGCCCGAACCAGUAAGAUGCUGCAACUUUAUAAUGAAAGAAUUAUCCCCGAAUUCAAUGGUUCGGUCAACAAUCAAGAAUUAAAUAACUAUUACUAUUAUUGCGAUUUUUCGUAUCAGGAGUUUAGGAAAAAAAUGGAUAAUUACGAAUUAACCAAAGCCUUUCAACAAGUCCAAGAAUUAAUAAACGAGAGUAAUAAAUUAAUUACUACGCUUGCUCCUUGGCAACUUUACCAAGAUAAAAAUGUUAAUCUUUUACACCCGACUUUAAAUUAUUUGGUUAACGGAAUAAAAAUUAUUAGUUUCCUUCUGGCAUUUUUUUUGCCGGAAACUAGCGAUAAUAUUUACCAAAUAUUUAAUUGGGAAAAGGAAAAAAUAACUUGGGAUAAUUUAUUGGACUUUAAUCGUAUAAUCAGAAUCCGAGGAUUGGCCGAAAAAGUUCAGUUAAAACUAAAAAGAGAGGAGGAGGUAAUUUAUGUUGAAAAUUUAGAUAAGUUAGAAAGACUAUUAGCAAAGUUUCGGCAAGUGAAAUUACCUAGCAAUAUCAAGCCUUUGGUGAGAAUCGAUACUGGUUAUUUAACCAAAAAAUACUUGCAGGAGUUGAGCCAAAAAUAUCCUUGCCAACAACCCGUUUCUCAGAAAAAAAUUUUUUCUUAUCGUCAAAAAAAGCACAGUUAA
Molecule: messenger RNA, 1749 nt
Organism: Racocetra fulgida
Lineage: Eukaryota; Fungi; Glomeromycota; Glomeromycetes; Diversisporales; Gigasporaceae
Source: the annotation of a GenBank genome assembly